Messenger RNA from Ornithodoros turicata, 4798 nucleotides. RefSeq names its product kinesin-like protein KIF20B. Gene Ontology annotation, cellular component: kinesin complex; microtubule; nucleus. Gene Ontology annotation, molecular function: ATP hydrolysis activity; microtubule binding; ATP binding. The record is from RefSeq and is a predicted model, not a curated record. NCBI's taxonomy places the organism in Eukaryota, Metazoa, Arthropoda, Arachnida, Ixodida, Argasidae. Bases 332 to 4585 code for a protein of 1417 amino acids. The transcript is spliced from 7 exons. Gene Ontology annotation, biological process: microtubule-based movement.
AACAUGAUUCAAUCCAAUCCACAGUACAUGAUUUAAAUUUCGCAGUGGGAAAGAAUGCUGUGAACGCAUUUUGGUUUGCUGCGGCGCCGUUGACGUGAACGUUGCCGGCAUCUUAUUUUAGCCUUGUUUUUGGAAUGUAUAUGCUGCAGAACCGCUUUCGUAACGGACGAAAAAGCCGUUGACGGUAAGACGGUAACACCAGGAACACGAAGCUACUUUGCUGCCUGUUUCAGAGGUCUCUGUUCAUGCAUAUACGGGUAACAACGUCUUUCAUUCUGCUAGGAGAAACCGUCUCAUUUUAGUGCCCCUUUAAUAAGGGCACCUUGUCACAAUGGACCAGGACAACUAUGAUCAGUCGUCGGAAGAUGAGUGCCGUGUCUCCCUGAGUGAGCCAGAUGUGAAGCGCAAGUUGACGUACUCUUACCCGGAGAGCAGCGCACUUCUUGUAUACUUGCGGCUCCGUCCUGUGACCUCGGACACGCCUUCUACGGUCGGUUCUUGCCUGCAAAUGUUGGACAGUACUACUGUAUUAGCAGCCCCAUCGUCUGCUGAUUCAUCCAACCAGAAAAAGUUCACCUUCUCUGAGGUAUUCGGACCAAGCUCAACUCAGGAGCAAGUCUUUGAAACAGCAGCUUUAGGCUUAAUUGACAACCUCAUCAACGGCAAAAAUGUUUUGAUGUUCGCCUAUGGCCCUACAAGCAGUGGGAAGACCUACACCAUGCAAGGCACCUUUACGCAUCCUGGUAUAAUACCACGAACGCUGGAAAGGUUGUUCAAGACGAUCGGAAGCAGGACAACAGAGAAUCCCUGCCUUAAGCCAGAGUACUUUGGGAGUGUCGUGAGGCUCGGCAAAAAGGAAGUCUGCCAGGUGUUGAAGAAGAAAUCGCAGCUGCUAGCACACCACAAGGAAAAGGAAAUGGAAAGCUUCAGCACAUUUGUGCUGUCUGAGACCUCGCAAGCUUCCGACUCCGAUGCACUGUCUGUGAGCACCCAGAAUGGGGAGGUCUUCUACGCUGUCUGGCUGUCGUUCUACGAGGUCUACAACGAGAACGUCUAUGACCUACUGGAUAUGAAAAAGAUCCAAAAGCGACCGUGUCUUAAGCUUGGGCAGGACUCUCAGAAGCAGACCUACGUAAAGGGCCUCUGUGAGGUGCCAGUUGCAAGCGCUGAGGAAGCAUACGCUCUCCUGUGUGUUGCGAAAUCUAACCUCCACACUGCGGAAACCUUUCUGAACCGCAGCUCCAGUCGAAGCCAUUCCUGCUUCAACGUCCGCCUCGUCCAGUACAGCGGAGAAGUCGGGGAUGAGGACUGCGUGCUGAGUACCCUGACACUUUGUGACCUUGCAGGCAGCGAACGUUCCACAAAAGCCGGAACUUCCGGAGGAACACUGAGGGAGGCUGGCCGGAUCAAUAACUCGCUCAUGGUGCUGAGUCGUUGCCUCGAGAGCUUACGCCAAAACUCCUCUGCCGAAAAACUGGUUCCUUUUCGAGACAGUAAAUUAACGCAGAUAAUGCAGCCGUUCUUCGGCAAUGCUGGUAUCGUGGCCAUGGUCGUAAAUGUCAAUCCAGAUUUAGGAAUGGCACAUGAGUCAUUCCAGGCACUGAAGCUCUCUGCUGUAGCGUGCGAAGUUCUGCCAUCUUUGUCCAAAUCAGGCUUAACUCUGCAUGCGAACUACUCCAGGUUGUCGGAGCUCUGGCAGAAAAGCUCCCGUCACUGGUCAAGCAUCGGAGUCGGGCACGGCGAUGCGGCAGCCAUGGAAUCGUCGGAGGAUGAAUUUGGGAGCGAAGAGGUGGAAGAGUUGUUCGAGACCAUUCGCGUUCUUACCGAAGAGCGCGAGAAGGCGGAGAAAGAGGCUGCGCGGCGGAAGGAGACGUGCGUAGCUUAUGAGAAAUACAUUGAGAACCUGAAGAACCACUUUCGUGAACUGGAGACAUUGCAGCAGAAAUCGAUGGAGAGGCAACUGCACUUCGCAAGGGAGCGCGCAAAGCUUGAUGUGUACGCCGAAGCAGAAGCGGAGUCCAACCUUGACCUUCUCAGGCAGAUAGAUGAGGCAAACGAAAUGAUAGACAACUUGGAGACCCAAUUGGAAGAAGCCAUGGAGCACCGCGAAAGCAAAGACAUCGAGGCAGUAAGGGCAGAGUACGAUGAAAAAGUUGCUUCCAUGGCGUCGACCCUUGCUCUAAAGGAGAAGCUCUUGGGAGAUGCUUGUUCCGAGGUUGAACGUCUGAAAAUGCAACUGGAAAUAAGAGAGACGGAAGAAAGACCAACGGACCCCGCAGUUGAAGAUGAAGAAGACCUACGAAAGUCUCUUCGGGAGAGAGACGACACAAUCGAAACGCUUCGGAAGCAGUUUGAAAACUUCCGGAAAGAAAGUGCUCGAAAACAGGAGCUUCUCGAGCAAGAAGCUACAGCUGCUCAACUUCUGCAUGAGAAGGACAUCUGGGUUAUGAGGACUCAAUUAAAGGUGAAAGAAGAGGCAGCGAGCAGCCUCGCGGAAGAACUGAACAAGGAACGUAGGCUUCGUGAGGAGUUGCAACAGGCAGCCCAAGUUCAAAAAGUUUGUGGUUUGGAAUUGCUUCCAAGUGGCGCAGCAUCUUCCGUUGCUACAGUGGAAGUCCAAGGUGAUGGAGAAAGGCAAGCGGGUGAAGAUGACCCUUCCGGAAGUGACACAGCUGCUUGUAAGCAGGACAGCAGGGAAAAUGUAUGCUGCAUAAAGUGCGCAGAAAUGAAGUUGGCUAAGGAUGCUUCCGAUCAAGCCUUGCGUGACCGAAACACUGAAAUAGGAAUGCUCACCACUAAGCUCCAGCUGACUACUGAGGAACUGUCGAAACUCCAGGACAAUGUCAAAUUCCAGUCAUCAGUGACAGACGAACUUGAAGCGUUGCAUCAGAGGUAUGAGAGCCUCCUGAAGGACGUCUCAAUGAAAGAUAAUGCUAUUGAAAAGCUAGAGCUUGAAAAAUGUGGUGAGUACCAAAAGAGGACGGCCUUGGAAUCUUCCUUGGACAGUGCGACUAAAGAGUUCAACAGCCUUCGUGUUGAACUAGAACAACAGCGGCAACACCAACAAAAAAUUGAAGCAGAAUUGGAGCGCACAGUGCAAGAGCUAAAGGUACUGCAAACAAAGUACGACAACCUGGAAACGCAACAAAAGAAAGCGGCCGAAAUCCAGCUUGCAGCGGAUGAGCUUCGAAACGAACAACGUACUCUUCAGGAGCACCUUGCAAGAAAGGACGCAGAGAUAAAAGAACUGCGCACAGCUGUUGAGAGAGAGAGUGACCAAGCAAGGAUCCUCCGUGACGAAAUUACAGGAGCAACUAGUUCACGAGACCAGAUAAAACUACAACUAGAUAAAGUUAAAACUGAUUAUGAUGAUCUAAUGGUGCAACAGACAAAUCUUACAGCUUCGCUCGAUGUAGAACAGAAGGAAAGGACUGCACUGGAAGCGGCCUUGAACGGUGCUAAAGAGGAGCUUCAAAAGGCUCAUGCCGAAAUAAAGCAACAAUGUGCACAGCACGCGGAAGAACUUGAGAAAGCACGAGCGGAAUAUGAGGCCCUGGCGGCCGAGCAGAGAAAAGCGGAGCUGGCUGCCGUAGCCGUAGCGGGGCAAUUACAGGCUGCCAGGGACUCUUCAAAAGCAGAAAACGAAGCUAGAAUGGCUGCGGAAGAGCGGGUCCGGGAGCGAGAAGAGGAGAUAAAUCGUUUGAGAGAAUUAAUCAGUUCAGAAGAAAAGAACAAGCUUCUACAGAGCUCCAGUUUAUCUUCAAAUGAGCAAGAAAACGACGAUGUGGAAAGCAGCGUAGCCAGCAGGAGACGACGCACACCAAGGCAGAUACGCGUCAGUAGCACAGACAGCAAUGAAGCUCAAUUUAAACUGCCGCGGAGACGUACGCGGGCCACGGGGGCAGCAUCCGCGCACAAGGAAUGUGCGGAGGUGACUCCUGAGAGGAAUCCUGCACUGACUGAGCAGAGUACGGCUUCGUUAUCUCCCUUGAAACGCCUCCGUGACUUUAUCGUUGGCAUGCGGCCCAGUAGCCCCACCAGCGCGCAACUGCAAUGUGAGAGGCAGUCUGCAGCAGCCAAGGACAAGUCUCUAAUGGCAGCAGAAGUAAAAGCCCCUCAAAAAGAGGAUGUAAAUAAUUUAAGAGACACCUCUGAAGAAAAGGGCAGCAAGAUCCUACAGGUUUCCAGUUCGUCCUUGAAUGUGACAGAUCAAGAAAACAGCGAACUAGAGACCAGCGCUCCCACCAGGAGGCGCCGUACACAGAGGCAGGCAAGUGUCAGGAGCGCCGAAGACAGCAGAGCCGACUUGAAAACACCACGGCGACGUACACGGGCCAUGGUUGCAGCUUCUGCACACAAGGAGUGCCCAAUGGUGACACCUGAUGGAGAGUCUGCGUUGGAUGAGCAGAAUGCUGUCUGCAUCUUGCCCGGUGGAGAUGGAAAGGAGCAGAAGUCUCCCGCGAAAAAGCGGAAGGGACACAGAACUCUACUUCCAUCCGACGUGGACAACGUUUUCAACGCCGAUGCAAAGGAUGGCAAAUCUGAAGAGCGAAAGUUGGCUCGAACACGUUCUAAGCGAAACUAAUACGAGCUCGAUUCUUGUAUAUAUGCCACAUUCAAGCUUUUUGUAUGUAUCUGAUCUAUUUGGUGUGCCCUACUGUAGAUGUUUUUAUCAUGUGUUCCUAGUAAGGGCAUGUUUUUAGCCUUUUAUUGUACGAUAUCAUCUUUUAUGCUAUUACAAACUUCCCGAAGUUUGUUCACGUGUUUAGCGUAAAUAAAUUGCAAGCUCUUAGCAGUG